Lepus europaeus (European hare) is the source of this 4919-nucleotide messenger RNA. It is a transcript of the gene TUB, whose product is annotated as TUB bipartite transcription factor. The coding region runs from base 81 to 1610 and encodes 509 amino acids. The record is from RefSeq and is a predicted model, not a curated record. Lineage: Eukaryota; Metazoa; Chordata; Mammalia; Lagomorpha; Leporidae. Gene Ontology annotation, cellular component: cilium. The transcript has 12 exons. Gene Ontology annotation, biological process: protein localization to cilium.
GCUGAGCAGGGCCCCCGCGCCGGCCCCCAGGGGCUCGGGCCUCCAGAGCCGCCGCUGCUGUCGCCCCGCCCCCGGGAGACAUGACUUCCAAGCCGCAUUCCGACUGGAUUCCCUACAGUGUCUUAGAUGAUGAGGGCAGCAACCUGCGGCAGCAGAAGCUCGAGCGGCAGCGGGCCCUGCUGGAGCAGAAACAGAAGAAGAAGCGCCAGGAGCCCCUGAUGGUGCAGGCCAACGCGGAUGGGAGGCCCCGGAGCCGGCGGGCCCGGCAGUCAGAGGAGCAAGCCCCCCUGGUGGAGUCCUACCUCAGCAGCAGCGGCAGCACCAGCUACCAAGUGCAGGAGGCCGACUCACUUGCCAGUGUGCAGCUGGGAGCCGCCCGCCCACCAGCACCAGCCUCAGCCAAGAGAACCAAGGCAGCCACCGUGGCCGGGACGCAGGGCGGGGCCACCAAGAAGGAGAAGAAGGGAAAGCACAAAGGCACCAGCGGGCCAGCAGCACUGGCAGAAGACAAGUCUGAGGCCCAAGGCCCUGUGCAGAUCCUGACUGUGGGCCAGUCAGACCACGCCCAGGACACAGGGGAGACGGCAGCUGGCGGGGGCACUCGGCCCAGCGGGCAGGACCUCCGCGCCACGAUGCAGAGGAAGGGCAUCUCCAGCAGCAUGAGCUUUGAUGAGGAAGAGGAAGAUGAGGAUGAGAACAGCUCCAGUUCCUCCCAGCUCAACAGCAACACCCGCCCCAGCUCUGCGACGAGCAGGAAGUCUGUCAGGGUGAGUGAGGAGGCAGCCUCGGCCCCCAGCCCAACAGCUCCAGAACCCCCUGUGGACGUUGAGGUCCAGGAUCUAGAGGAGUUUGCUCUGAGACCAGCCCCGCAGGGCAUCACCAUCAAAUGCCGCAUCACACGGGACAAGAAGGGCAUGGAUCGGGGCAUGUACCCCACCUACUUCCUGCACCUGGACCGCGAGGAUGGGAAGAAGGUGUUCCUCCUGGCGGGAAGGAAGAGGAAGAAGAGUAAAACUUCCAAUUACCUCAUCUCUGUGGACCCAACAGACUUGUCUCGAGGAGGGGACAGCUACAUCGGGAAACUGCGGUCCAACCUGAUGGGCACCAAGUUCACCGUUUAUGACAAUGGGGUCAACCCUCAGAAGGCAGCGUCCUCUACUUUGGAAAGCGGAGCCUUGCGGCAGGAGCUGGCAGCUGUGUGCUACGAGACAAACGUCUUAGGCUUUAAGGGGCCUCGGAAGAUGAGCGUGAUCGUCCCUGGCAUGAAUAUGGUUCACGAACGAGUCUCUAUUCGCCCCCGGAAUGAGCACGAGACCUUGCUAGCACGCUGGCAGAAUAAGAACACGGAGAGUAUCAUCGAGCUGCAAAACAAGACCCCUGUCUGGAACGACGACACCCAGUCCUAUGUACUCAACUUCCACGGGCGAGUCACCCAGGCCUCCGUGAAGAACUUCCAGAUCAUCCAUGGCAAUGACCCGGACUACAUCGUGAUGCAGUUUGGCCGGGUAGCAGAGGAUGUGUUCACCAUGGAUUACAACUACCCGCUGUGUGCACUGCAGGCCUUUGCCAUUGCCCUGUCCAGCUUUGACAGCAAGCUGGCCUGCGAAUAGAGGCUGCCUCAAGCCCCUUGGGGUUGCCAAGCCUGGAGUGCCGCCUGCCUGCGGAGACAGCCCUGCCUACCUUCUGUACAUAGGCCUUCUGCCAGAUGAAGCUGUGGCCCACAGGGGCUUCCUGACCCGGCCCCUCUGCCUCUGUGACUGAGGCAGUGGAGCAGUAGGGAGUGUUGGGACGAGGGUAAUUCUGUGCCCCAGGAUCAACACACGCCCUUAUCCUCGGGUUAGUAUCCUGCUGCCGUCACGUUUGCCAAGCUGGGCAACCUCUUCAUCUGGGAAGGCCCGAGGAGGUGUGGAGGGAGAGGAAGCACAAUACAGGGCCGCUGUGGCCCAGCCAUCUGCUCAGCCUGGAGCCAGCCUACAGUAAGGUAGGGCACACCCGAAUGCAUACGUGUAGAUGGAGGGCAUAGCAGCCUUACUGGCAAGGGGUUCAAUACCCAGGCCUGGCCCUUACACCUGCAGAAAGCCCUCCCACCUCAUAAGGCCCCAGGCAGGCCUGUGAGGGGUAGUGGGGAUAGGGAGUCGGCAGUCUCUUGCCAGGAUUACAGGGCCCUGGCUACCUGCAGUUGGUAGGCUGCGGUUCGAGCUGUUGUGAUUUCUCCAGGUUGGUUCUGUGCUCAGAGGCAGUGAGAAGUCGGCUCUCAAGGCCCAGAAUGCAGGAGGUGCGUGAACAGGCUCUGCAGUACAGCCCUGGAGGCCCAAUCCCCAGUCCCACUGUGGGCCUGGCUGGGGGCAGAGCACCGCUGCCAAGCCCUGUGUGCUCCAGGCAGAAUCUCUGUCUUCAGACACCCAGCUAAGUCAUGCUAGGAGAGGGCUUCAGGGUGUGGUUCCUCUUGGGAGGUGGGGGAGUAGGGAAUGAUGUGGAACUACAAGAGAUCAGAAGUGGCAGGCCCGCGGGGAUCAACUGGUACAAUCACAGUGCUUCUAGCCGAAUCACUGAGAACAUGGGCCGGGCCCUGGGUCACCGAGGGUAGAGUUCCCCUCUGUGUUCCCACCAUGCCCUAAGGAACUGCUGAUCUCCAGUUCUCUGGCCUCCUGGGGUCCUUUCUGCAUGCCCUUAGCCCUGGAUUCCAGCGUCUUAGCAAUGUCAGAGUUGAGUAGAGGAACGCCGCGCGGUAGGAGUGAGGCAGGGCCCUGGUGGAAGUUGCCCUGUCAGUCUGAUGGCCCCGAGUGUGACAGAUACAUGAGCAUCCUGGGCUGCUCCCUUCUCCCUGGAUGGCACCACCCACUCCAAAUGCUGCUCACCUGACAUCUUCCCUGGCAGAGAUGGGAAGCAAGCAGGGUUAUACCUUGCUUUGGAGUAGAUAUGUGUGCAGAGGAUAAGGAGAAAUUCUUUUUUUUUUUUUUUUUUUUGGUGACACUUGAAAAAUUUCAGGCUCUACAGGUGAUUAGUCUUUGUAAUCUAGAUUUUCCUAUGUUGAAGGCUUCAAGCAAGGCAUGCCUGUUUACACCUCAGCCAUGUGUUUCUCUGAUAGGUCCCUCGCAGGAGCUAGCCUCUGUUGGAACUAACGCUUUUCUGGGCUGGGGCUGGUCAUUUUCUGAUGCAGUACUGUGGUACCAGGGACUUGCCUACAUUUGAGCUGAUGGCGACCAGAUGAUCACAAUGUCUUCUCCCACUGUGGUCUGCAGCUACAGUUGUAAGGUAGAACAGGCUGAUUGUAGUGAGAGGAGGGUCCUGACAGCAGAUAGAAAAAUCAGAAGCACAAUGGAAAAUUCUUGGCCUUUCUUUUCUCCUUUAGCACAUGAAGAGUAGAAGAGCCUUGGGCGCUGAGGGCCAAGCAAGUGCAGUUGAGCCCCAGCCCUGGUGAUGCUGCCUUUCCUUGAUCACUGGCCCUACAGCCAAGGGCUUAAGGGCCAGGGCCCCUAGAGCCCACCUGGCUUCAGCCUCUCAGGCCGUGGUGAGAGUUCCUUCCCCUUCACAGAGUCCUGGAGUUGAGGAAGGGAUUGGAGUCCCUAGGACCACACCCCAAAACUUUACACCCUCUGCCCCAAAAAGUUCCCCUGCAGAGCGGUGAAGUUCACUUCCUAAGUCUAACGUUUCUUUCCUUUUGGCUCCAAGGUGCUCUGUGUCCAUGUGUGUGUCCGUCUAGGAAAAAGGGCAAUCUGUGACCAUCAACUGAAGUUCUUACUAGGAGCAUAUUCCUAAGGACGAGUAGGACAGGAAGGAGGUAGUUAUGGUCACCUGUGGGUUUUUCCCCAUUCAUUUCAUGCUUGAGCAGCGAGUAUACCGUGGAAAUAACCAGCUCUUCCUCUGAUGAGUGGUUAGCUUUUCAGUCUGAGUGUCGCAUGCAAGCUCUUGGAUGAAUUUAAACAGAACGCUAGUGAAUGUGCCUUAAAAAUCACAACACUAGUUCAGCGGAAACAGGUAAGGACAGGUGUUGGGAGUCAGAGACUGGAAGAGAACCUUGGAGCCUGUUCCCUUCCCUGACAAGUAGGGCAACAAACUAAACUUUGGUAGUUCUAACCGGCAGCAGGGAUGCUUUUCACAGGAAAAGGUCCCUCCUCCUCUGGGCGCUGUUAGGUAAGCACAAACCAGCCCCUUGAGGGAUGUCCUGGUUUUCUCUGAGGGCACUAACACUGGCCUUCCCUCUAGCUCCUGUGCGUGGCAGGUGUGCUUCUAUGGCUGGGGUCGCACCCUGAUGGAGUUCCUUAGGGACAUCCAGUAUGCAGGUUUUUAAAAUCUCCAAGGGGAGAGGGAGGCACCACUACAGAGUUAUCUCACUCUAGGUCUUCUUUAACUACAUAAUGGAAGCUGCUGGACUGGGGAUUCAGGCUGAAUCAAAGUUAAUUCUCGCUUUUGUUGCUACCUUUUCUAGCUCAUCACUGUGCCUUUUUCUUUCCUAAGAAUGGACAUCACACUCCACUUCCUUCCUCUGUUCCACUACCCUUCCUUCCUUCUCCCCCCAGUCAAGGUCCAGGUGGAGCUGGAGAUGAGGCUGAGACCCAGCUUCCUGGAGGGCCGUGUCAGAGGACCUAGAAAGCCCACUCUGGUCUCUUUUAGUCCUGCAUUUGGUGACAGAGGGGACCUGGUCAGGAGAGGUGACAGAGCUCUUGCUGGGAACACAUUUAGCCAGUUUUCAUCAUGCCUAGAAAGUGUAUGUCUCUUUGCACAAGAUCGUCUUUUCCUAUUUUGGAGUGGUCAGACACUUAUUUUGUUCAAAAUUAUCUGGAGUUUUAGACAAACUUGCAAAACUGUGCUUUUAUUAAGUGACUUUUUGAAUAAACUCUUUGGUAAUCUGGAACAAAUGUACUUAUUGGUAUGUGCAAUGACAAACUUGGUAUUUUCCCACAUUGACAUUAUGUAUG